This is a messenger RNA of Zonotrichia leucophrys gambelii, 6696 nucleotides long. Its product is annotated as zinc finger protein 850-like. Lineage: Eukaryota; Metazoa; Chordata; Aves; Passeriformes; Passerellidae. Gene Ontology annotation, biological process: regulation of transcription by RNA polymerase II. The record is from RefSeq and is a predicted model, not a curated record. The transcript has 9 exons. Gene Ontology annotation, molecular function: RNA polymerase II cis-regulatory region sequence-specific DNA binding; DNA-binding transcription factor activity, RNA polymerase II-specific. The coding region runs from base 372 to 6002 and encodes 1876 amino acids.
CCCAGUUCCCUCCCAGCGCUCCCAGUAAGAGCGGCACCGGCAGGGAGAGCGCUCCCAGUUGCCUCCCAGUGCUCCCAGUUCCCUCCCAGUGCUCCCAGUUACGCUCCCAGUUCCCUCCCAGCGCUCUCAGUAUCGCUCCCAUUGAAGACGGAGAGAAGGAGGAGCGAGAGGAAGAGGAGGGACGCAGGAGGAAGGAAAGGAGGAGGAGAAAUAGGAGGAGGAGGAGGAAGAGGAGGGACAGAGGAAGAGGAGGAACGGGAGGAAGAGCAGCAGCAUCGCCGCCCGGACCCUGCCGAGGCUCCUCGGCCCCGCGGAGGAGGAGGAGGAGGAGGCCGGGAGGAAGAGGAGCCCGGCCCAGGCAGGAGCUGAGCAUGGAGAGCAGCGAGGAGCCGGAGGCAGAGGCCGUUUGGAGCGGCUCCACGGCUCGGCAGGGAGAAGCCAACGGGGAGGAGAAGCCGCGGAGAUCCCUGAGCAGGAGGGGCUGCAAAGGCAGAGCGCGGGGAUCCGAGGGGGAAAGAGCCAGCCUGGGCCAUGGAGGGGCUCAGAGAUCCGAGCUGGGGCCCCGUGAGCAGCUCCAGGGAGGGGAGGAGAAGCCCCACAAGUGCUCCGGGUGUGGGAAGAGCUUCAAGAGGAGAUUGAACUUUAUCAAGCAUUGCAGAAUCCACACCGGAGAACAACUGGGAUCUGAGGAGGAAAAACCCAGCCUGGAGCAGGGUCAGAGCUCAGAGCUGGGGCUCCAUGAGCAGCUCCAGGAUGAGAUGGAGAAGCCCCACAAGUGCUCCGAGUGUGGGAAGAGCUUCAGGUGGAGCUCGUCCCUGAGCAAGCAUCGCAGAAUCCACAAGGGGCAGCAGGUGGGGUCUGAGGGGGACAAACCCACCCUGGACCAGGGUCAGGGAUCAGAGCUGGGGCUCCAUGAGCAGCUCCAGGAGAAGCCCCACACGUGCUGCGAGUGUGGGAAGAGCUUCAGGUUGAGAUCCUGCCUGAUUAUCCACCAGAGGAUCCACACGGGUGGACAGCUGAGAUCUGAAGGAGAAAAACCCAACUUGGACCAUGGUGGUGGUCAGAGAUCAGAGCUGGAGGUCCAUGAGCAGCUCCAGGAUGAGGAGAAACCUCCCAAGUUCUUGGAAUGGGAGAAGAGCUUCAUGCUGAGCUCCCACCUGAUUGAACACCUGAAGAACCAGACGGAGCAACAGCUGAGAUUCGAGGGAGAAAAACCCAACCUGGGUUAUGGAGGUGCUCAGAUAUCAGAGGUGGAGGUCCAUGAGCAGCUCCAAGAUGAGGAGAAGCCCCACAGGUGCUCGGAAUGUGGGGAGAUCUUCACGCUGAGUUCCCACCUGAUGGAACACCUGAAGAACCACACAGAGCAGCAGGUGAGAUCCGAGGGGGACAAACCCAGCCUGGACCAGGGAGGUGAGCAGAGCUUGGAGCUGGGGCUCCAUGAGCAGCUCCAGGGUGGGGAGGAGAAGCCCCACAGGUGCUCGGAGUGUGGGAAGAUCUUCAGGUGGAGAGCCAACCUGGUCCGCCACCUCAGAAUCCACACGGGAGAACGUCCCUACCAGUGUGGGGUGUGUGGGAAGAGCUUCAGCCAGAAUUCCAACCUGACUGUCCACCUCAAAAUCCACACGGGGCAACAGGUGGGGUCCGGGGGGGACAAACCCACCCUGGAGCAGGGUCAGAGCUCAGAGCCGGGGCUCCACGAGGAGCUCCAGAAUGGGGAGAAGAAGUCCCACAAGUGCUCCGAGUGUGGGAAGAUCUUCAGGUGGAGGUCCAACCUGAUCCGCCACCGCAGGAUGCACACUGGGGAGAGGCCCUACGUGUGUGGGCACUGCGGGAAGGGCUUCACCCAGAAAGCCCACGUGAUGGAGCACCAGAAGAUCCACGUGGGGCCACAGCUGGGCGGAAAACCAACCCUGGGUCGUGAAGGGGCUCAGGGAUCAGAGCUUGGGGUCCACGAGCAGCUCCAGGUUGGGGAGGAGAAGCCCCACAAGUGCUCCGAGUGUGGGAAGAGCUUCAGGUGGAGAUCCAAAAUGAUGAGGCAUUUCAGAACCCACACGGGGGGACAGCUGAGAUCUGAGGGGGAAAAACCCACCCUGGGUGAGGGAUCGGAGCUGGGGGUCCAAGAGCAGCUCCAGGAUGGGGAGGAGAAGCCCCACAAGUGCUCGGAGUGUGGGAAGAGCUUCUGGAAGAGCUCCAACCUGACCCGCCACCUCAGAAUCCACACGGGAGAGCGGCCCUACGUGUGUGGGGUGUGUGGGAAGAGCUUCACCCAGAAAACCCACCUGAGUGACCACCAGAAGGUCCACACUGGGCAACAGCUGGGCGGAAAUCCAACCCCGGCUCAUGAAGGGGGUCAGAUAGUGAUGGUGGUGGUCCAAGAGCAGCUCCAAGAUGGGGAGAAGAAGCCCCACAAGUGCUCGGAGUGCGGGAAGAGCUUCAGGAAGAGAGCCAACCUGAUGGAGCACAGCAGGGUCCACACCGGGGAGAAGCCCUACAAGUGUGGGGAGUGUGGGGAGAGCUUCAGCUGGAGCUCGCAGCUCAUCCGCCACCAGAGGGUGACCCACACCGGCGAGAGACCUUACCCGUGCCAGUUCUGCGCCAAGAGCUUCACCUGCAAGUCCCACCUGACCAGCCACCUGAGGACCCACACCGGGGAGAAGCCCUACGAGUGCGACCAGUGCCAGAAGAAGUUCCAGAGCAGCUCCUCGCUCGUCGUCCACCAGCGCUCGCACACGGGCGAGCGGCCGUUCCGGUGCCCCGAGUGCGGCGUGGGCUUCAAGGAGAACUCGGCCCUCGUCCGGCACCGCCGCACCCACACCGGGGAGAGGCCCUACGGGUGCGAGCAGUGCCAGAGCUCCUUCCCGACCCGCUCGCUGCUGGCGGAGCACCAGCGCAUCCACACCGGGGAGAAACCGUUCCGCUGCGACGACUGCGGCAAGGGCUUCAGGCAAAAGUCCAGCCUGGUCAAGCACCGGAGGAUCCACACCGGGGAGAGGCCGUACGUGUGCGGGCAGUGCGGGAAGAGCUUCACGCAGAGCUCCAACCUGUUUGCGCACCAGAGGAGCCACGCGGAGCGGCCCUACGAGUGCGAGUACUGCUGGAGGAGCUUCUCGCAGAGCUCCAGCCUGAUCAUCCACCAGAAGUGCCACACGCAGGUGAGGCCCUACGAGUGCAGGAAGUGCGGGAAGAGCUUCACCACCAAGUCCUGCCUCCUCACCCACCGCAUGAUCCACACCGGGGAACGGCCCUACGAGUGUGGGGAGUGCGGGAAGGGCUUCAUGUCCAAGUCCCACCUGGUUUACCACCAGAGGAUGCACAGCGGGGAGAAACCCUACGAGUGUGAGCAGUGCAAGAAGAGGUUCCUGACCAGCUCGCACCUCCUCAGCCACAAGCUGACGCACACCGGGGAGAGGCCGUUCCGCUGUUACGCUUGCGGGAGGGGAUUCAGGCAAAGGUCCAAGCUGGUCACGCACCGGUGCAGCCGCAGCAGGAAGACGCCGUUCCAGUGUCCCCAGUGUGGGAAGAGCUUCAGCACGAACGCCCACAUGACCAGACACCUGCAGACCCAGCACUGCUGCCCCGGCCCCGCCGGCAUCGCCGCCCGGAGCCCGCAGGAGCUGAGCAUGGAGAGCAGCGAGGAGCCGGAGGCAGAGGCCGUUUGGAGCGGCUCCACGGCUCGGCAGGGAGAAGCCAACGGGGAGGAGAAGCCGCGGAGAUCCCUGAGCAGGAGGGGCUGCAAAGGCAGAGCGCGGGGAUCCGAGGGGGAAAGAGCCAGCCUGGGCCAUGGAGGGGCUCAGAGAUCCGAGCUGGGGCCCCGUGAGCAGCUCCAGGGAGGGGAGGAGAAGCCCCACAAGUGCUGGGAAUGUGGGAGGAGCUUCAGGUGUAGGUCCAAACUGACUGUGCACCUGAGGAGUCACACGGGGGAACGGCCGUAUGUGUGUGACCAGUGCCAGAAGAGGUUUAUGAGCAGUGGUGAUCUCGUGGUGCACCAGCGCUCACACACGGACGAGAGGCCCUUCCAGUGCCCCGACUGCGGGAAGGGCUUCAAAACCGUCUCUAACCUCAAGCGGCACUGGCGCAUCCACAUCGGGGAGAGGCCCUACGAGUGUGAUCAGUGCAAUAAGAGGUUCCUGAGCAGCUCCCAUCUCCUCCGUCACCAGCUCAUUCACACUGAGGAGAGGCCGUUCCACUGCCGUGACUGCGGGCAGGGCUUUAAACAGAACUCUGCCCUGAUCACCCACCGGCGCAUCCACACCGGGGAGAGACCCCACGAGUGUCCCCAGUGUGGGAAGGGAUUCACAGACAGCUCCCAUCUGACUGUCCACCUGAGGAGCCACACGGGGGAGAGGCCCUAUGAGUGUGAGCAGUGCAAUAAGAGGUUUUGCACCUCGUCUGAUCUCCUCAAGCACCAGCGCAUCCACACGGAUGAGAGGCCCUUCCGCUGUCCCGAAUGUGGGAAGGACCACACGGGGGAGCGACCGUACCAAGUGUACCAGUGCCAGAAGAGGUUUAGGAGCCGCUCUGAACUCGUGGGGCACCAGCGCUCACACACGGACGAGAGGCCCUUCCAGUGCCCGACUGUCGGGAAGGCUUCAAAAGACGUCAUCCACCCUAACAGGACCCUCUCCCGGAGCCACACAGGGGAACGACCCUACGAGUGUGACCAGUGCAAGAAGAGGUUUAGGAGCAGCUCUGAUCUCCUGGUGCACCAGCGCUCACACACGGACGAGAGGCCCUUCCAGUGCCCCGACUGGGGGGGGCCAAAAAAGUUGCCAGAAGGGCUUUUUACACCUCGUCUGAUCUCCCCCAACACCAGCGCAUCCACACGGAGAGAAACCUUUCCGUGUCCCGAUUGUGGGGUGGGAUUCAAACACAAGUCCGCCCUGAUCACCCACCGGCGCAUCCACACUGGGGAGGGACCCCACGAGUGUCCCCAGUGUGGGAAGGGCUUCAGAGCAAGGUCCUACCUGACUGCCCACCUGAGGAGCCACACCGGGGAGAGGCCCUAUGAGUGUGAUCAGUGCCAGAAGAGGUUCCUGAGGAGCUCCCAUCUCCUCCAGCACCAGCUCAUUCACACCGAGGAGAGGCCGUUCCACUGCCGUGACUGUGGGCAGAGCUUCAGGCGCAAGGAGGCUCUGAUCACCCACCGGCGCAUCCACACUGGGGAGAGACCCCACGAGUGUCCCCAGUGUGGGAAGAGCUUCAGGGCGAGCUCCAGCCUGACUGCCCACCUGAGGAGCCACACCGGGGAGAGGCCCUAUGAGUGUGGGGAGUGCGGGAAGAGCUACACGUCCAAGUCCCACCUGAUUUACCACCAGAGGAGCCACACAGGGGAACGACCCUACGAGUGUGAUCAGUGCCAGAAGAGGUUUAUGAGCAGUGGUGAUCUCGUGGUGCACCAGCGCUCACACACGGACGAGAGGCCCUUCCAGUGCCCCGACUGCGGGAUGGCCUUCAAAAGCGUCUCAAACCUCAACACACACCGACGCAUCCACACCGGGGAGAGGCCGUACGAGUGUGGUCAGUGCAGGAAACGGUUUCGGAGCAGCUCCGAUCUCCUCAGUCACCAGCUCAUUCACAGCGAGGAGAGGCCGUUCCACUGCCGUGAGUGCGGGAAGGGCUUCAGGCACAACUCUGCCCUCAACAAGCACCGGCGCAUCCACACCGGGGAGAGACCCUACAAGUGUCCCCAGUGUGGGAAGGGCUUCAUAGACAGCUCCAGCCUGACUGUCCACCUCAGAAGCCACACUGGGGAGAGGCCCUACAAGUGUGAUCAGUGCCAGAAGGGCUUUUACACCUCGUCUGAACUCCUCCUUCACCAGCGCAUCCACACGGACGAGAGGCCCUUCCGCUGUCCCGAUUGUGGGGUGGGAUUCAGGCACAACUCUGCCCUCAUCGUCCACCGGCGCAUCCACACUGGGGAGAGACCCUACCAGUGUCCCCAGUGUGGGAAGAGCUUCACCACGAGUGGCACCAUGACCAGACACCAGAAGAGCCAGCACUGAGGGCAGCCCUGGGUGGGAAGAGCUCCGUGCGCUGCUCCAGCUCCAUCUCACACGGGAGGGUCUGCCCUGGAUGGUCCCCAGUGAACCCAGGUAGGAGGAACCCUCUUGAUCCUUGUUUGGAGGACACCUGGCUGGGGGCUCCACAUCCUCCUGGCUCCCCGUGGUCACCUGAAUUUAUCUGCAGUCGAAGAUCAGAAAUCCAUUGUGGAGAGCACAUUUGUCAACGUUCUGAUAUCAAAAGUUUUUAUCUGUUAUUUUUUCUGUCAUUUUUUACAACCUGUGGUGGCCUUCAGCAACACUAGAUAGGCUUGGAUGUCUUCUCCACCGUGGGAGGAUCUGCCCUGGAUGGUCCCCAGUGAGCCCAGGGGGGCAGUAUUAAAGACGUUGAACUGAAACAAGGGUGGGCAUGAGGGGGAUGCUGGGUGCAUGGAGUUGAAGGUGCCUGGGACAGAUUUGGGGGCUCCUCAGGGCUUUGGGCACCCCAGGCCCAGCAGCUCCAUCUGGGGCAGCAGAUCAAGGACCCCCUGCCCUGGCAGUGUCCCCACGUGCUCCCGUCCUGGUUCCUGCUGUCCCCUGUCCAGGAUCCUGCUCUCAUCCGAGUCCAGAUCCCAUUCCUGGUUUAAUACUUGUCCCUGUCCCAUAUUCUCUAUCAGGUUGCCAUUCCCGUAUUCCCUGUCCUGUUCCCCUUUUCCUA